GGUCAGUGAGCAGCAUGCAAUGCUGCCUCUCUGAACAGUGAACAGAGAGGAGCAAACAUUGCUUUCAGACACAAACUAACUACACACAAACCCAACAACCAUUCCCUCAUGAGGCUGUGGAGCCCUCGGGUCUCUCAGACGGUCUGGGUACCCUCGCAGAGCUGCAGCAGUUCUCACACAGCGUUGGGAUUAUUUCUGAUCAGUCGGAGAAAUUCACCUGAAAGUGAGCAUGAGAUCACCGUACUUCCCGGCGAGGUCGGUGCUCUUCCACAAGGAGCCCAGCGGAGUGACGUACAGAGUCCCGGCUCUGCUGUACCUCAGCCGCUUCAGGUCAUUUCUGGCUUUCUGUGAGGAGAGGCUGACCCCGUCGGACUCUCAGGCUCACCUGCUCGUAAUGAGGAAAGGCACCUUCUACAGGAACUAUGUGGAGUGGAAGGACAUGCGUGUUCUGGGCACGGCCUUACUGCCCGGUCACAGGUCCAUGAACCCCUGUCCGGUGUACGACGAGUUCACCGGCAUCCUCUUCCUGUUCUUCAUCGCCGUCCUUGGCCACACCUCGGAGUCCUACCAGCUGGUCACCGGGGACAACGUGACCAGACUCUGCUACAUCUCCAGCACUGAUGGAGGAGACACCUGGAGCCCAGCCACAGACCUCACCGAGGCCGUCAUAGGAGGCACUAUCAAAGACUGGGCCACCUUCGCCCUGGGCCCGGGUCACGGCAUCCAGCUGAAGUCGGGCCGCCUGCUGAUCCCCGCCUACGCCUACCACAUCGACUGCAGAGAGUGCUUCGGCCAGCUCUGCCUGACCACCCCGCGCGCCUUCUGCUUCCACAGCGACACCCACGGGAGGAGCUGGCGCUUCGGCGAGCCCAUCCCGGCGCCGGAGAGCGUGGAGUGUCAGAUGGUGUCCGUGGACGAAGAAGACGGCUCCAACGUGCUGUACUGUAACGCCCGCAGCCCUCUGGGCUACAGGGUGCAGGCCCUCAGCCUGGAUGACGGAGCCGUGUUUCAGGAGGGGCAGCUGGUGCAGAGCCUGGUGGAGCCUAGAAACGGUUGCCAUGGAAGCGUUGUUGGGUUUCCCGCUCCGUUACGUCCCUGUGAAGCUCAUGGUGGACGCAGGCCCCCCUGCAGACACUGGACGUCCUUAAUGGGCCCCACUGAUCGCUCCCACUCUGCUCCCCGACCAGACUUCCUGACCCCCACCUGGGUGGUGUACUCCCACCCAACGUGGAGCACCGCGCGCAGAGAUCUGGGUGUGUUCCUCAGCCUGUUCCCACGCGAUCCGGACAGCUGGCGUGGCCCCUGGGUGAUCUACGAGGGCCCCAGCGCCUACUCGGAUCUGGCCUACCUGGAGCUGUCGCCGUCACCGGGAGAGCCUCCAGCUGUGGCCUUCGCCUGCUUGUUUGAGUGCGGCACCAAGACGGCCUACGAUGAAAUCUGCUUCAGCGUCUUCAGCCUCUACGAACUGAUCAACAAUCUGCCCGGAGCCGCGGCAGAACCGCGAACUAACCGCAGGGAAAACGAAACUCAGCAGGCCGACUGUGAGAUGGGUGGAGAACACGAGCCACGAAAUGCUCCGGUCGUCCAUCAGAUGGCUCAUGUGAAGAAGAAGAAGAAGAAGAAGAGGAGGAGGAGGAGGAAGCUGAUGAAGAUGUGCUUUGUUUCUUAAAUAUUUAAAAACAGAAAAACUA
This is a messenger RNA of Xiphophorus couchianus (Monterrey platyfish), 1691 nucleotides long. RefSeq names its product sialidase 4 (gene neu4). The record is from RefSeq and is a predicted model, not a curated record. Lineage: Eukaryota; Metazoa; Chordata; Actinopteri; Cyprinodontiformes; Poeciliidae. The transcript is spliced from 4 exons. Bases 230 to 1669 code for a protein of 479 amino acids. Gene Ontology annotation, biological process: ganglioside catabolic process; oligosaccharide catabolic process. Gene Ontology annotation, cellular component: cytoplasm; membrane; intracellular membrane-bounded organelle. Gene Ontology annotation, molecular function: exo-alpha-sialidase activity.